Brassica oleracea var. oleracea is the source of this 694-nucleotide messenger RNA. RefSeq lists its product as uncharacterized. Bases 92 to 409 code for a protein of 105 amino acids. Gene Ontology annotation, cellular component: endoplasmic reticulum membrane. The transcript has 3 exons. The record is from RefSeq and is a predicted model, not a curated record. NCBI's taxonomy places the organism in Eukaryota, Viridiplantae, Streptophyta, Magnoliopsida, Brassicales, Brassicaceae. Gene Ontology annotation, biological process: vacuolar proton-transporting V-type ATPase complex assembly.
GAAAAAAGAAAAAAAAUCUAGACUUGUUAAAAUUGCAAUCAGAAGAAACCUUUGAAUCCAACGCCGAGUUAACUCGCCAGAUUCAGCAUCAAUGGCUGGGGUUAUGCAGAAGUUCCUUGUUGCAUCAAUGUUCAUGUGGAUGCUUCCUAUUGCCAUCUUAUAUGGUUUCAACAACGAUUUGCUUCCUGGUUCAACAACAUUGUCUCCACACUCUCUUACACUACUGAGUGGAUUUCUUGCGGUGGUAUCAGUCAAUGUAGUCAUUGUGUUCUACAUCUGUCUGGCCCUGAAGGAACCUGUGGAUAAACACAAGCCAGACGCUUCGUUUGUCGCUGAGGCCAAGGAUAGCGUGAAGAAACUGACAUCAGCAGUCCCAAGCACUGACCCGGCACUCAAGAAACAAGAGUAAGAGGUUACCAAACCCCCAUUUUCUUAAAAGCAAGGAACAGCGCCGAUAUUGCAUCAGAUGGAGCAUCUUUCAGGUUCUUGAAAUGUAUUUUUAUAAUUUGUAGAAAUUCUUGGCUGGUAGUUCAUCCUCUGUUGUGACAUUUGGUGGUUUGGUUUAAGCAACAGAAACUGCAAUGUUCAUGUUGAACCGAUACGAGAGCAAAUGUUUUAUGGACAAAACUGUGUUUCCAGUUGCUGUUCCUUCAUUGCAAGGAUACUAAGUGAAUUUUAAGGUGACAGUUGUUUA